AUGGAAGGUCAAAGUAUUAAAGUUGAAAGACAGAUUACUUAUCUGGGUGUGGUGCUGGACCAUCGUUUGACUUGGCUGCCACAUGCAAAAUAUAUAAAAUCGAUAGCUACAAAUUUAUUUAAUGCAUUGGCCAGAGUGGCCAAGGCUAAGUGGGGCCUCACUACAGAGGCCAUCAAUACUAUUUACAAAGGGGCGUUUAUACCUAAGGUAACAUACGCUGCAAGUGCGUGGCAUGAAGCCACGAAGAAAACCUGCAUAAAAAGGAAACUAAGAAGCACGCAGAGAACAGCACUGCUAAGAAUUACGAGAGCUUACCGUACAACUUCUACCGAAGCACUUAUGGUAAUAGCGGGAACAACGCCAAUUGACCUAGUUGCACAAGAAAAGGCAAAAACAUACAUGUGCAGAAGAGGUCACAAUAUCAUACUAAAUGGGACUUCUCUCAGUGAAACAGAUUAUGAAUGUCAACCAACUGCAAUUAUACUACCAAGAACAUAUAAUCGCAAGGCCAUUGUAAUGGCAGAAGAAGAGGAGAGUGGAGAAAUGGAAAUCUUCACUGACGGAUCGAAGGUUGAGAACCAGGUGGGAGCCUCUUACCUGGUCAUGCAAAAUGAAAAAGAAAUAUAUCAUGACAAAUUCAGACUUGAUGACCGGUGCACUGUGCACCAAGCCGAACUUUUUGCCAUACUUCAAUCAGUGAGAUGGAUCAUCUCCACCCGACUGACCGGCUCCAUCAUUAUUGUAAACACUGAUAGUAAAGCUGCUAUUUGCUCUCUGCAGCAAUUUAAUGAUAGAAAUAUUAUGGCAUUAGAAAUUAAGAACUUAAUUAACAAACAUGAACUGAAUAUUAAAAUAAAGUGGGUUAAAGCCCACGUAGGCAUUAUGGGCAAUGAAAGAGCAGAUGCUCUGGCCAAGGAGGCCACAUUACAGAGUGAAAUAGCAUAUAACAAAAUACCAUUGUCCUAUAUUAAGAAAAUGCUUCGACAAGAAUCCAUACAGGAAUGGCAAGAGGAGUGGAGCUACAGUGAGAAGGGACGGCAUACCUUCUGGUUGCUUCCUAACAUUCAAGAAAGGAUACAUGAUCUAAACUGGCUCCCAAUAGAUCAUAUAAUGACACAACUGUUGACUAAUCACUGCAAUACUAAAGAAUACCUGAAUAGGAUCGGCAAACAUCAAGAUAUAUCUUGUGAAUGUGGAAAUGGAAACCACAGCUUGGAACACGUUAUAAAUGACUGUUCAAAAUACGACAUGGAUAGGAUGCAGCUACGGCUGUUAAUCACAGAAUGCCUGAAUACCACUGAAUUGGAUUUAUACAGAAUCAUUAGGACUAAAACAUUAGCCCAAGAUAUGAAAACCUUCACGUGCAAAGUUCUGUCGUGA
This is a messenger RNA of Centruroides sculpturatus (bark scorpion), 1380 nucleotides long. RefSeq lists its product as uncharacterized. Gene Ontology annotation, biological process: DNA replication, removal of RNA primer. The transcript has a single exon. NCBI's taxonomy places the organism in Eukaryota, Metazoa, Arthropoda, Arachnida, Scorpiones, Buthidae. The record is from RefSeq and is a predicted model, not a curated record. Gene Ontology annotation, molecular function: RNA-DNA hybrid ribonuclease activity; nucleic acid binding. The coding region runs from base 1 to 1380 and encodes 459 amino acids.